AUGGUCAUUGAGUCUCUUACCGAAGUUGUCGCCCCGGAGGGCAUCAAAACAAAAUUGGUGGCCACCAGAUCUGAUAUCAGUCUUCCACAUGCCGAGGAGACGAAUGGAAGAGUCGUUCCUUUCAAGCACCCCGCGGACAGCAAAGUCAACUUUGGUGCUGCUGUCUAUGGCAUCAACCUCAACAACUUUAGUGACGCAGAUUUUGAGUUUAUAUCCGACGCCCUCCACGAGCACAAAGUCCUUGUCUUCAAGGAGCAGCCUGAAAUGCUAAGGCCGCAACAGCAAUACCGUCUCGCAGCAAAUUUCGAUCCUGACGAAACGACGGGGGGAUUCGCCCAUGGGGCGGAUCCAUUUCUCACAUCGUACAACAAUUUAAACAUCUAUGGAAUCCCAAGUCGACCCGCCAUUCCUGUACAGCCUCAGGUCCACAUCCUCGGCAGAGGUGAGGUACCUGAAAACCACUACCAAUUUCCACCUGGCUUCAAGAUUAAAGGAAUUGAUCAUCAUGAGUUUCAUCUUCCCCCUCACAUCCCAAAAGAAGAGCGGGAGAAGGGCGCCAGUAGAUUCUACCAAUGGCAUUGGGACGGAUCGCUCUAUGGCAUUCCCCCACCAAGAGUUGGCUGUUUGCUGGCCGUCAAAGUCCCCAAAGGUCCGGAUGUGACUGUCAGAUGGGACGAUGGCACGGGGACAGAGAUGAAGAUUGCUCCGGGCGCAACGGCUUAUGUCGCUGGUUCCAGAGCCUUGGAGUUGCUCGACGAUGAAACAAGGGCAACAGUUCUAAACAGUCGUAUUGAGUACGCUCCACACGCCUUCAAAUGGAUGUCGACAGCACAUAGUACCCGGCUUGGUCAUACGCUGGAGACCGAGGGUCUGGAGCUGCCUCGUGAAAAGCUGCCGCCAAUCGACGAGGGCAAGAUCUGCGUUUAUCCAAUGGUGUGGACGAAUCCCAAGACUGGAGAAAAGUCUCUGCAAGUCCAUGGUCAAGGGGCAAGGAAACUGUACCUCAAGAGCAGUCCAGAUGGAGAAGAAAUUGUUGUGGAUGAUCUAAAGGAGGUGAGAGCGUUCAUGCAUCGCAUUAUGCGACCUGUCCUCUCUCCCGAAAAUAUAUAUGCACAUCGACACGACGAGCAGGAUGUCAUCUUAUGGUACAACCGGGCACUCUGGCAUAGCAUUACUGAAUUUCCAGAAUCGUAUGGACCAAGAAUCAUGCAUCAGUGCAAUAUCGCUGCCUCAGAUCACCCUGCAGGUUGA
This is a messenger RNA of Rhinocladiella mackenziei CBS 650.93, 1251 nucleotides long. RefSeq lists its product as uncharacterized. The transcript has 3 exons. NCBI's taxonomy places the organism in Eukaryota, Fungi, Ascomycota, Eurotiomycetes, Chaetothyriales, Herpotrichiellaceae. The record is from RefSeq and is a predicted model, not a curated record. The coding region runs from base 1 to 1251 and encodes 416 amino acids. Gene Ontology annotation, molecular function: oxidoreductase activity.